ACACGCUAUUCGAAUGGUGACUCACAACAUCCGGUUUGUACAUACACAUUCGAAUCCAGACUGAAGGAUAAACGAACUAGCAAAUCCUGAGACUCAUCACAUAUGAGUACUGUCAAGCGGGACUCAAGAAUAUCGUGUAAUGUAUUUUCGGAAGACUUAAUGUUCAUCUUUUUCUGUCGAUAUGACGUCAGGAUUGAAUCGUUUUAACCCAACUGUCUCGGUCGACGAAUAUCUUGCUGACAGUCAUGUGUUGUUUUACCUGAGUGAUGCUCUGACCCAACUGCUGGAGCACAAAGUGGAAUACACCCAUUUUGGCGUAAUCAGCUACUUCGCUGAAUAUUUUAGCAGCGUAAAGAAUAGUAACCACAUCCUCUUCCGAGAAUUUAACUACAUCAGGGCCACCCCUCAUAAUAGAGCCUCAUUUAUCAGAGUCUUCUGGAGAUGCUACCGGCAAAUUGGCAAGAGUGGAGACCUUCUGUCCAUUUUGGAGUACUGCUCUCUGCUCCAGUUGUUAUGUCCAGACUUCCCAGUGGAGGUAGUAAAGAGUGCAGCCAGCAUUGUUUUGAUGGAUGGUGGCUCCGAUUCCUUGAUGUCUUUCUCGGACUUCCUGUAUGCCUUCCAGUUGAAAUUCUACUACCAAGAAUUCCUGGAUAGCGUGUUGCUGAUCUACCAGGAUCUGUUAGCUGGGAAAAGUCCAAACACAGUUAUUGUUCCAACAUCAACUUCUGACGAACCACUUUCUUGCUUGACUACAGAAGGAAAUAACAAAAAACAGGACUUAGAGGUCGACGCUUCCAUUCUGGCUGGGUGUAUAGAUGCACUCUGUGACCGCAUCAAAAACAGCCACCCUCCCAGGUCCUGCUUACAAGAAGCACUGGAAGAGACUGCCAAGUUGUCAUACUCCAGUUUACUGAGGAGCCUGGCUAAGCAUGAAACCAUAAACCAAAUGAUUGGAGCCUUACCGUGUAAAACCGAGGUACUGAAUGACCCAGAGAUGGACCAGGAACUUGACAAACUCAUCGCCCAAAUCUCAGUCAGCCCCAGCAGCAACAGUAGUAGUAGUGCGGUGGGGAUGCUGAAGGAGGUGCAGAGAAAGGCCUCACCUAGAAGGAACAUCCACCACAGGAGGAAGAUGGAGGUGGAGAGUGACGGCUCCACAGAGGAGACGGACUCUUCUGAAAACUGAGCCUUCACCAUCCAUGCUCUCGGUUAUAAUACAAUUUUUUUUCUUGCCUGUGUCACACUACUGUCAUUCACAUCUGAGUAGUUUAGUAGCAUGAAAAUACUUUAACCUCUAAUGUAAGAAAGUACGUAUAACAAAAAGACCUCACUGUACAAUUUUAGCGUAUUGUUAAGCUUAUUUUAGAACUUGGUGACUGAAAGUUUAUAACCUAGCUGUCCUUUAACUGUACACUCAACUAUGCUCUAUAUUUUAUUGGAAUGGGGGUAUUAGACUGAUAGAUACGAUAAAGCUAUUAAAGAUGUAAUUGUUUCUGACUAUUUCUGAUAACUACAAAAAUGAUUACAGCAUUGACUUACAAUAGCUGUCAUGGCAAAAGGUGACAAAAGUGUUGACACAGGCUACUUAAGACUGGUAAAAAUCUAGGUUCUUACUGGUUUAAUUUCUGUUGGUGCAACUUUUGGCUUAUCCCAUCAAGGGUUGUCACUCGCGUGAUUUAUUUGGCACGUUUUGCAUGUCCUUUCUGAAGCAACCCACCCGUUUUGCCAUUGUCCAGCACAUAUAAUUGACUGCAUGAUUCAAAUAUAGUACUCAAAUUUAAAAAAAAAAAAAAAAGAAGAAUCAAGCGUAGUAGAGUUAAUUUAGUCAUUUUAGUCCGACCGCGGAACCAGCGUGGCACGGACAUUUUUUGUGACAGCCCCCGCUGACACUUAGAAAAUAUUCCAACAUUUGGAAUGAGUGACGAUCAUGUUCAGUUGUGUUUGACACUGUUGGACCUACUAAUUAUUCGGUAUCAGGUAUUAAAUAUUUAAAUUCACUAUAGUGAACUAGGUGUACAACUGCACUAUGUCAACAGCUGUUACUAAAAUAGGUAGACAAAUGUUAUCAAGCCAAAUGUAUUUAGGCGGUACAGUAUUGUCUUUGUAGAGACAUGUCUAAAAAAAACAGGUCUUGUAUUGAUCGGAUCUUAUUAGCAUGUGCAAGGAGUUAUAAUGUUGUGGCCAGUUGGUACACGCAAUGUCAUACACGUCUCAUUCCUGCUUUCUUGAAUGUGUUUUAUUGACAGGAAUAACCAAUUAACCAUCAUCAUCGGCACUAGUCUGUGCAUAAUUCAACAUCAAUAUCAUGCAGUGUUUCACCCAUGGUUUGGUCAAACUUCCAGUAUAGAAUAAUAACUUCUAUACAAACAUACACUCUCCAUGUAUUUGGAUAAUUAUGUACAGUUGAUCCCUUUAACUGAAGAGAUGAAGUAAGACGUUCAAGGGGACAAAACAAUCUCCACUGAAGCUGGGCUAUCUGGCAUGGAAAUAAUCAAAAGCUUCCCCAUUAAAGUUUGGAAUUGAU
Syngnathus typhle (broad-nosed pipefish) is the source of this 2524-nucleotide messenger RNA. It is a transcript of the gene cstpp1, whose product is annotated as centriolar satellite-associated tubulin polyglutamylase complex regulator 1. The coding region runs from base 182 to 1186 and encodes 334 amino acids. NCBI's taxonomy places the organism in Eukaryota, Metazoa, Chordata, Actinopteri, Syngnathiformes, Syngnathidae. The transcript has 9 exons. The record is from RefSeq and is a predicted model, not a curated record.